Coregonus clupeaformis (lake whitefish) is the source of this 3076-nucleotide messenger RNA. RefSeq names its product protein phosphatase 1 regulatory subunit 3C-B. The transcript is spliced from 2 exons. Lineage: Eukaryota; Metazoa; Chordata; Actinopteri; Salmoniformes; Salmonidae. The coding region runs from base 175 to 1137 and encodes 320 amino acids. Gene Ontology annotation, molecular function: protein phosphatase 1 binding; glycogen binding. Gene Ontology annotation, biological process: regulation of glycogen biosynthetic process. The record is from RefSeq and is a predicted model, not a curated record. Gene Ontology annotation, cellular component: protein phosphatase type 1 complex.
GCUGAGGCCAUUAACAGUACAGCUGGACUGCAGAGGGGAAGGGGGCGUGCCACGCAGCAUUCAGGAACCUCAACCAUAUUUCAUUGGAAUGGCUAAAUAACAAUUUUUUCGAUUCAGUUCUUAGAAAGUUAGUCCGUUUAUUCAUCAGCAACAUUUAAAGUUUUUAUCUUUCCAAUGAAUUGCACAAGGGUCCUCCACAUGUUGAACCCCAGGCCAAUGCCAGGUCCUAUCAUGCCAGUAGAUGUAGCCAUGAGGAUCUGCCUGGCAAGCUCUCCGCCCCUCCGCAGCUUCCUCAGCACGUACGAGGACUGCCGAUCGCGAAACCUGGUCAACCGCUACAAACCACUUAGGCCAUGCAUCAGCUCCAAGCAGCAGGUAGAGGCCUCUAGCCUGGGAUGGAAGAGUCCCAAGGCCAUGGGAAAGAAGCGGGUGGUCUUCGCCGAUUCAAAAGGCAUGUCCCUAACGGCCAUCCACGUUUUCAAGGAGUUUGAGGAGGACCCACUGUCUGACCUGCAGUUUGACCUGUCUGACCUGGCCAAUGCCACUGCCGGCCUCAAGGUCUCCGUGGAGAAAAGUUUUACUCUGGAUUUCCCUCAGCCCGCUGCAGAUUAUCUGGACUUCAGGAACCGGCUCAAGAAGAACCAAGUGUGUCUGGAGAACUGCACACUCCAGGAACGGUCGCUCACCGGCACCGUGAAAGUCAGGAACGUAAGCUUUGAGAAAUCGGUCUCCAUCCGGAUAACGUUUGACUCGUGGAAAACCCACACGGACGUUGCUAGUACGUACCUGAACAAUGUGUACGGUUGUUUGGACACUGACACCUUCGCUUUCACCGUCGACCUGCCAAGUUCUGUGCCCUCACAGGAGCGUGUAGAGUUUUGCGUAUGCUUCGCCACCCAGGAUCAGACGUACUGGGACAACAACGAUGACAAGAACUACAAGUUGCUCCACAACGACACAGACACAGACCAGACCAGCAACCCCAUCAUCCAGACCACCACACCAGUGGAGUUCAAGGGAGACGGCAAGAGGCCGGAGAUGGAGUUUGACCAGUUUGGGAGCCCGAGGACGUCCAGUGGAUUCUUCCCUGAAUGGCAGAGCUGGGGACACAUAGAGAAUACAACCCCAUACUGGUGAAGCAACAACAAGGCCUUUAUGAGAAAUCCACAAGCUGCUCCAACAGCAUCAACUCCAAUUGCUUGAUGUAAGAGGAGUGACAACAGAACAUUUAACAGCUGAUGCAUGCCCCCCCCCCAACAGUGAAGAUAUAAGCACAAUCUGAACAGUGAAGAUGUUAAAGGUCUGCGACUCACAAAUCAACAGUUAAGGUCAUUGUGGGGCUUUAGAAUGGGCAUGUUUGUUUUGUCAAAAUCCUUCUGUCAAUGAAAGGUUCAGAAUAGGUUUCUCUUCAUGUUUGGGGGUAUACAGGAAGGUACAAAAAUCUAUAAACAACAGUUUGAGCCCGUAAGUAUCCGUUGUUGUCAUCCAGUUAACACCCUAAUCACUGUGACCAGUACUCAACAUAAAGCAUUGUGGUAAAAUGCCAUCACAGCCACACAAAUAUAACUAGAAUUAACAACAAAUAGCAAAGGGCAUUCAAGGUUCAGUGAUAUCUAGAAAUUGGUUUAGACUUUAAAAGUGGACACAAUUUUUGUAUUGAACUAAAAAAUGUGGUAAAUCAUGAGUUGUCGUAACAUAGAUGCCUUCCUUUGUAAUGUUAAUGUGAUUGUCCGUUAAACUGUUAGUAAUCUCGGCCACCUGCCGGCUCACUCUCUGUCGAGACUACUCUAUGCGCCAGCAAUUCGAGCCUGGGGAUGAGGUUAAACUGUUUGUAAUACAAUGGCAUUACUUCACCACCUGUAUACACAGCGAGUAGGGACUGGAUUCAAUCCGUAUCGCGUAAGAUCUGUGUUAGAAUUUAAAGGUCAUUUCCGAUUGAGCCGACAUGCAGCGUUUAUCGUGAAUGCAGUCUCCACGAACACAGGAACAUUGCCUUUAAAUUUCAAUCGUGCUAUAACUCGGAUCUUCUGCGAUACGGAUUUAAUCCAGCCCUAUAUGUACAGAUUUAAUCCAGCUCUAAAGCCUUUUCAAAAAGAGAAAGAUAACUCCAGAUUUGGGAGUCUGCACUUUAGGGAAUAUUUUCAAAGGAGGUUUAGCAUUUUGUACAUGGAGAUCUGUUUUGGUGAGUUUAUAAAUACAGAAUUAGCUUUACUUGCCCUGUAAUAGAUUGAACUAUUCCUUGCUGUUAGACAUAUGGUAAGCCACCAAAAUGUCAGUAUAAUGUAAGUCACCCGAAUGUUGACAGACAUUGACAGUUCGAGAGCAGUCUUUGCACUGACCGAAAUACAGUAUGCCUUUUUAAAUGUGAGUGUGAAAGAAUGAGACGUUGAAAGUGGAAUGAUUUGGUACAACAUGACGAACUUCAUAUUGAAGUUGCUUCAGUGUUUCAUAGCACCGUUUGAUUGAAGACUUUCAGGUAAACAAAAAAAGAAAAGCAAUACAGGUAAAUAUGCAUGACUAUACCCCAGCAUAUUAUCAAUUAGGUGUAAGCCUAAAUGGAUCACCUACCUUUUUAUUUUUUUUUGCACAAGUUUUCACACAUACGUCCAUUGCAAACACAUUUUAUGUGCUCUUCCUAACCUUCUCUUCUUAAUGUUUGCUGCUACUGUAUGUAAGUGCUGUUCUAUCUUCAAUGUGUUUCAUGGACCCGUGGUAUGUGAAUGGUCUCCUAUGGGAAGAGAAUGAGGGGAGAGUGGGGAUGUUAUUUAAGGAAUGUACAACUAAGUAAGGGAAGUGUUAAAAAGGGAAAUGAAUGGAAACGAGGUCAGUGUUAGAGGGCUAUGCGUUGGGACUGAGGCUUCAGCGUUUACCAGGAAGUGGUGAACAUUGUUAGCUGCUUUGUUUUCUUGAAGUGUAAAUAAGCAUGAGGCAGAAUGCAAAGUGCUAUGACACAAGCCAUGGUGUCUAACCUCCAGCAUCUUUUUCUACUGCAAGGAAAGGUCUCUGUGUGUGAAAUGGUUUACUGUUUUCUGUGUUCCUUUCAGAAAUAAGAAAUAAAAAUCUAAUGUUUAUAGUG